Molecule: messenger RNA, 315 nt
Organism: Staurois parvus
Lineage: Eukaryota; Metazoa; Chordata; Amphibia; Anura; Ranidae
Source: the annotation of a GenBank genome assembly
AUGUAUGUGAAAUGGGUUGAUACAGUAAUGUUAUACUAUGUGAUUUUAGUGUAUUUAGUGAAUGUCACUUUUUGUCAUUUUCAAAUUUCCCGCUGUUCCGUCCCCCGUACGUCCCGACGCUCGCAGGGGACGGAACCCAGAAGACAGACGCCGGCAUCGGCCGGAGGACAUUACAGGGGACACUGCAGCAGGGACAUCGCGGGAGCACAGGACAAGGUAUGUGAAGAACAGAUGCCGGAGCGGCGCUACAUGGUAAGUCCGAGUGUAGCUCGGGGUUACUGCUUGUGCUACACUCGGGAAUACCAUCAGGGAGGU